CAGCAAUUCUCUUUCAUCUUGGAUAUGCAAAUCUAAAAAAAUCUAAAUUGAUCUUAAACGAUUCGAAACUAUGUAUAUCAUGGUAAACGCAAACUGAAGACACUAGAUGACUCUCUCAUUAUUUUCGUGCUAAGAUAUACAAAAAUGUCUAAUGAAGAUAUUUUCGAAGACGACAGUUCAUAUAAAAAUGAGGUUGAGAAAAAACAUUUUAUGUCUGUGUUAGCAUCUUUUAAAUACUACAGGAAAUAUUCUUUCUUAAGAGUUAACCAAACAGAGAAGUAUUUAAAUAGUUUGCCAACUUCUCAUCAAAAUUUGUUAAAAAAGUACAGGGAAAACUUAAAACGCGUUCGUGAAUGUAUAGAAGCCAAUUAUAAAGUUAUUUUACAUAUUAUACGUGAUGUUGACUGUAUGUUUCACAAUGUUGUUUCGAACAUUUCACAAGAGCACAGUGAAUUUAGACCUACUAAUCAGGAUAUGGACAAGGUACAAUCUACUCUCAAACAAUUUGUUAGAGAUUGGAGUAAAGAAGGGGCUGAGGAGAGAAAACAAUGUUAUGAGCCAAUAAUAAAAGAAAUUGAAAGUUAUUAUCCUGGUGAAAAUGGAUUACUCUGUGAUAUAAAAGUAUUAGUGCCUGGAGCUGGUUUAGGUCGUCUGGCCUAUGAAUUAGCGCAUCGUGGGUAUAGUUGUCAAGGAAAUGAAUUUUCGGUCUUCAUGCUAUUUGCUUCAAAUUUUGUGUUAAAUAGGUGUAGUAUAGCUGAGGAUUAUACUAUUUACCCAUGGCUACACCAAAAUGUCAACAAUGUAAAGCGAACAGACCAAACAGAACCUUCUCGUUUUCCUGAUGUAGUUCCCAUUCUGAACUCGCCCCUACCUAAUUUUUCUAUGGUUGCAGGAGAUUUUCUAGAAGUGUACAAAGAUCCGAAUGUAUGGCAUUGUGUUGCUACAUGUUUCUUUAUUGACUGUGCCAACAAUGUUGUAGAAUUUAUUGAGACUAUCUACAAUAUUCUAAUGCCUGGUGGAUUAUGGGUCAACUUAGGACCAUUGUUGUACCAUUAUAGUGAUGUACCAUUUGAAUUUAGUAUCGAACCCAGCCUGGAAGAUUUACUAGAAAUCAUACAACAAAUAGGAUUUGUUAUAAAAAAAGUAGAAACAGAUGUCCAAACAAAAUAUGCUCAAAAUCCACGAUCUAUGCAACAAAGUGAAUAUAAAAGUGUAUUCUUUGUGUGCAUAAAACCUGAAAAUGAAGUACUUGACAAUGGCCAUAAUGGUGCUUAAAAUUGAUCUCAUGACAUAUAUUAAUGAAGCAAAUUAAUUUUUUAAGAACUAACUUGUUUUGGUAAAAAUAUAAAAGCUUUAAUCGUUAUGAAAUAAUAUCAAAUAUUUUUUGUUAAAAUAUU
This is a messenger RNA of Ctenocephalides felis (cat flea), 1397 nucleotides long. RefSeq names its product carnosine N-methyltransferase. The transcript has 9 exons. The record is from RefSeq and is a predicted model, not a curated record. NCBI's taxonomy places the organism in Eukaryota, Metazoa, Arthropoda, Insecta, Siphonaptera, Pulicidae. Bases 145 to 1275 code for a protein of 376 amino acids. Gene Ontology annotation, molecular function: S-adenosylmethionine-dependent methyltransferase activity.